AUGGGCUCUAACAAGUACGAUUCUCAAAAAGGGAUGAGUGCAUACGGCGCAGUUCGACACGGUGCGGACACACGCUCCGAUCAGAUGAUGAAAGAUCGGGCCACCAUUGGCGCACAGAUGGGUUCCAACCGCUACGACAGUCAGAAGGGGAUGACCGCCAUGGGCGCUGUCCGCCAUAUUGCUGAUAUAAAGAGCGAUAAUAUGGAAGAUCGGGCUACGAUUGGUGGACAGAUGGGUUCCAAUAGGUACGCAUCCCAGAAAGGUAUGUCGGCUUAUGGGGCUGUGCGACACGGUGCCGACACGCGCUUAGACCAUGUCAUGGCCGACAAGUCGACGAUUGGCAUCCAGAUGGGCACCAACAAGUUCGAUUCCCAAAAAGGAAUGACAUCCAUGGGCGCUGUCCGACACAUCGCCGACAUUAGAGCCGACAACCUACAGGACAAGGGUACCAUAGGCGGGCAAAUGGGGUCGAAUAAGUACGACUCUCAGAAGGGGAUGGCCGCAUAUGGUGCUGUGCGCCAUGGUGCUGACUUCCGCUCCGAUGACCGCAUGGUGGAUAGAGGUUCUAUUGGACUUCAAAUGGGCACCAAUAUGUUCGCCACACAGAGCGGCAUGACAGCUAUGGGGGCACCUCGUCGACCGGCAGAUAUGCGCAUGCCAGACUUGUUGGCUGAGCGUGGCUAUCAUCAACCAAAAGCUCAAAUUGAAUUGUAA
Lingula anatina is the source of this 714-nucleotide messenger RNA. RefSeq names its product calponin homolog OV9M-like. NCBI's taxonomy places the organism in Eukaryota, Metazoa, Brachiopoda, Lingulata, Lingulida, Lingulidae. The record is from RefSeq and is a predicted model, not a curated record.